AUGCCUGUCGCCGUAAACCUCCAGCUCGCCAACGGCAUCAACCUUCUGGAGGCCAUGGCGUCCGCCGAAAAGCAGAAGCCGUACCACGCUGCCGUCGCUGUCAUCUACAUCGUCAAUGAAAUCUUCAACAUGCGCAGAGAGAUCAGGGAGAGCCUCGUCACCUUCCUUGCGAACGUCAACGUAAAUCGGGUGCCCGACGCCGCCGUGGAUCAAUUGGAUCACGGGUUAUUGGCGGGCAGCGAGGCCUCCGAGGCGGAUUCCGUGUGCUUCACCAACAUGCAGCAUCAGUGCCAUGUAUCGUUGCUGGUGAGGAACUGCAUGAGUUGUGUGUUUCCGAGCAGGAGUUUCUCGAGUAAACGCGUGAUGAAAGCUUAUUGGAUCUUGGCUUGGCUCGGAAACCCCAUGGUGCUGGCUUCGGGAUAUCAAGUCAGAUACCGACGACCGAUUCACCUUUGCCGUAGACGUUCAACCUGA
Colletotrichum destructivum is the source of this 474-nucleotide messenger RNA. RefSeq lists its product as uncharacterized. The record is from RefSeq and is a predicted model, not a curated record. NCBI's taxonomy places the organism in Eukaryota, Fungi, Ascomycota, Sordariomycetes, Glomerellales, Glomerellaceae. The transcript has a single exon. The coding region runs from base 1 to 474 and encodes 157 amino acids.